Molecule: messenger RNA, 2073 nt
Organism: Gavia stellata (red-throated loon)
Lineage: Eukaryota; Metazoa; Chordata; Aves; Gaviiformes; Gaviidae
Gene: IQUB
Product: IQ motif and ubiquitin domain containing
Exons: 12
Coding region: 1-2073 (690 amino acids)
Biological process (GO): cilium assembly
Cellular component (GO): acrosomal vesicle; motile cilium
Source: RefSeq, a predicted model, not a curated record
AUGGAAGACACAUCAGAUAGUCGCUUUGAAGUUGUUACAACGGAAAGGUCAGGUGCAGAGCAGCCCUCUGCGUCCUCAGAACGAAGAGCACCAGAUGCCCCAUUCAGCGCAUCAUCUGAGAGCAUGUCUCCUGUUACCAAUGAGAAUUAUUCUACUUUACCUGAAGUAAGAAAUUCAGAAAGGGAAGAACAAACAUCUCAAAACUCAGUACUAUCAGAGAAUACAGCAAGUGGGACAGUAACAGGAAGCAUGAUUGACGAUAAUGAAACUCUUAGGAGGACUAAGGCUAACUUUGAAACUAUCCGGUCUGAGAAGUUAUGUCUUGAUCAGGAACAUUUUCCUGGGAAAACAGUUCAACAGGAUUACCACAUGCCUGAUGUCAUAACUGUCAGAGUACAAACAGAUCCUGAUUCAUUCCAAGAUGUAGUUGUAAAAAUUGAAAGACCUACCUAUCAUAAACCGUUUCUGGGUGGAUUUAAGAACAGGAUAACAGGUGUGGAAUUUCAUAAUGCAGGAUCACAAACGAUACCCAAAAAACGACCUGACAAAGGAAUUCAGUUAUUUUGUAGGGAAACACAGACAGUUUUUGAAAAAAAUAAGCCACAACAAACAAAAAGUACAACAUCAACACAGAUGACUAAAAUUGGCCUAUAUGUGUCAAACGUGACUGACAAACUAGUAAGUCCUGGAAAGUAUCUUACAGCGGAAGAAUACCAUAAACGUAGACUUGAAGCAGUAAUAGUAUUACAGACGUAUUUCCGUCGUUGGUGUGCUAUAAAUGUAGUGCAAAAUCUGAGGGAAGAAAAGAGCUUAAGGCUUGCAUGGGAGGCACAAGAAGAGUUACGGAGAAAAAAAGAGAAAGAAGGAAAACUGAGAAGGGAGCACGAGCGAAGACUAAACCCUAAAACAAAAGAAGAUUUUGAGCUACUGUACCAUGCUUUAGAAUUAUGGAGGCAGGAGGAGACUGAACGGAUUAACAGAACUCUUACUGGAGCUGAAAGAAAGGCAGCAUUUUGUGGACUUCUGGAUCAAGAGGCACAGCUGAUUGCUUCCAUUGGGAGACAUAAACUAAAUGCAGAUGAGGAGAAUCAACAAAAAGCAAUACUGCACUUUCUGGAUAAGUGUGCACAACCUAAGAGAUGGAAAGCAUAUGAUGGAAAAAUCACUGAAAUGGAUACACAGUACACGCUCCGUGCCAGAGAACUAUUUGAAAUCUACCGCAGCGUUAGCAUGAAUGACAUCCCAAAAGAUGAGAGAAUAGAUGUGCUGUUAACACUGAGACGUACAGUGAAGGAACAUGAAUAUAAAUUAACACGGGAAAUAGUGGAAUUAAUUGACAGGGAAGUUGAUCUUAUGUCGAGAGAAGUGAAAGAAUGCAACUUAGAAGGACUGAGGAAAAGAAUUUGUACAUUAUUUCUUCAGUAUAUUAAAACUCCAAAGUUUAACCCUGAAGUUGCUAGAAUGCUUAAGGUUCCACCAGAUCCCUUAAAGCUCUAUAAAAAUGUUAACUUCUGUCAUAGUUGCGAAAAUUACUUACCGUCUACUGAGUUUCCUGUUCCUGCUAAUUCCCGCACCAUUGGCAGAUGUCGCUUGUGUGGCAAGCUUGAUAAUGAGGCUCGGCGGCGAGAACCAUCUUUGAAGUACAAACUUAUACUAGAAAAUCUCAGAAAGUCUGAAGCUGAUUAUCAGGAUGAUGCUAAAAUUGUUUUCUUAGUUCAGCAUCAAGAUCUGCAGUACAUGAUUGAGAACAUAUGGGGCUGUCAGUCAGCUCUCAGUGCUUGCAGUGACCUCUACGAUUUGGUUAUGGUCAGAUGGAAUAAACAGCAUGAGUGGUCUCCGUGGAACACUAUUCUCCUCACUAAAGAUGAGGCAGAUGCACAUCUUAAGCUGUGUAACCUUCAGAAGGCUUAUGAAGCGGCAUUUAUUCACAGAAUAAAACAUAAGCAUAUCCGGGCAAAAAACUACUUUGCUCAGAUUCCAGCGAUGACAUCGUUUUUGCAUAGGAGUGACAAUCAGGCUAAUGCAAAUGAAUUUUUAAUAGCUACGCCUAUUCCUACUGGUACAAAAACAUAA